GCUAGUUCAGGCUAUCAGCCCUGCCUGUAGAGAAUCAUACCAUCCCGGAGAUUGAAAAAGACCACUAUGACCCACCGUGAUCAUGCAUGGUGGGGCUGCGGGGUCAGGACUGGGGUGCUCGGGCAGUUUGAGAAGCAUGAUGCUGGCCCUAGGGAGUGCUCUGUGGCUGAGCUGGGGGUUGGGCCACUUCCACGCUGCCCCACUCAAUUGCUUCCCUUUCCAUCUGCUGUUUCUUCCCAGUAGCAUCCUGCCGCUGUGCCAACCCUUGCAGGUUGGGCCAGGGUUAGUGAGCAGAGUCACUCUGCCAUCCAUUCCUUUGGGUCUUUAUGUCUGUGGGGGUGUUGCUUUGUGUGUGCUUUGCAUGAUAGCAGCACCGCAGCGAUCGGGUUUGAGGCACACCGAGAGACCAAUGCAAAUGUGUGCCGCUGCGGAACGCCUUCAGCAGCUGCUGUGUAACGCAGGGAGCUGCUCCGCUGACUUUAUCUGCGUUAGCAUCCCCUGUUUUGGCUAUCAGAUAGUGGAGCCCAGCAGACAGCAGCGUGGCUCUGAAGGGAGCCCCGCUCCCUGAUGCAGAGCCCUUUAAGGAGGAAGAGAAAGGAUGAAGAUGAGACGCCAUAAGCUCUUUCUGACUCUCUGCAUGGCUGGUCUCUGCCUCAUCUCCUUCUUGCACUUCCUGAAGGCCCUUUCCUAUGUCACCUUCCCCCGGGACCUGGCUUCACUUAGCCCCAACCUCGUCUCCAGCUUCUUCUGGAACAAUGCCCCCGUCACGCCACAGGUUAGCCCUGAACCGGGGGGCGCGGAGUUCCUCCGCACACCCCUGUACUCCCACUCUCCCUUACUCCAGCCCCUGCCACCCAGCAGAGCCAGCGAAGAGCUGCACAAAGUCGAGUUUGUGCUGCCGGAAGACACGACGGAAUAUUUUGUCCGAACCAAAGCCGGUGGUGUCUGCUUUAAACCGGGUACCAAGGUGUUGGAGAAGCCACCAGUGGGAGGGCGGCCGGAGGAGCGCGCAGAUGGUGCAGCUUCAGGGCGUCCUGCUCGCAAACCGCUGAGCGCAGGUGGGACCAAGCGGCGCAAGUGGGUGGAGUGUGUGUGCUUGCCGGGCUGGCACGGCCCCAGCUGUGGCGUUCCUACCGUGGUCCAGUACUCCAACCUGCCCACCAAGGACCGCCUGGUGCCACGGGAGAUCCCCCGGCGAGUCAUCAACGCUAUCAACAUCAACCAUGAGUUUGACCUGCUGGAUGUCCGCUUCCACGAGCUGGGAGAUGUGGUGGAUGUCUUUGUGGUGUGUGAAUCGAACUUCACGGCCUACGGAGAGCCACGGCCCCUCAAGUUCCGCGAGAUGCUCCUCAACGGCUCCUAUGAGUACAUCCGCCACAAAGUGCUCUAUGUCUUCCUGGACCACUUCCCUGCUGGUGGGCGCCAGGAUGGCUGGAUCGCUGACGAUUACCUGCGCACCUUCCUCACCCGAGAUGGCGUCUCUCGCCUCCGCAACCUGCGCCCGGAUGAUGUCUUCAUCAUCGAUGAUGCUGAUGAGAUCCCAGCUCGUGACGGCGUGCUCUUCCUCAAGCUCUACGACGGCUGGACGGAACCCUUCGCCUUUCACAUGCGCAAGUCUCUCUACGGCUUCUUCUGGAAGCAACCGGGCACCUUGGAGGUGGUUUCAGGCUGCACUAUGGGGAUGCUCCAGGCUGUCUAUGCUACUGAUGGGAUCCGUCUGCGGCGCCGUGAAUACUACACCAUGCCUGGUUUCCGGCAGUAUGAGAACAGCACGGGACACAUCCUGGUGCAGUGGUCGCUGGGCAGCCCCCUCCACUUUGCUGGCUGGCACUGCUCCUGGUGUUUCACCCCAGAGGGGAUCUACUUCAAACUGGUAUCGGCCCAGAAUGGGGACUUCCCCCGUUGGGGUGACUACGAGGAUAAACGAGACCUCAAUUAUAUCCGGGAGCUGAUCCGGACUGGUGGCUGGUUUGAUGGUACGACGCAGGAAUAUCCCCCUGCUGACCCUAAGGAGCACAUGUAUGCUCCCAAGUAUCUGCUCAAGAACUACCAGCAGUUCCAUUACUUGCUGGAGAACCCAUACCGAAAAGCGGAGGGUGCUGGUUGAGAUCGCUGGACUGCUGUGGGAAAUCAGAACUUCACGAUAAAGGGAAAGAGUUGGGUGUUUGUCUGUUCCUUUCUUUUUUGUUUUCUUUGAUUCCAGAUGGGGUGUGCCAUUUCUCCAUGGUCUCUGUCCUACCUCCCUUCCCUUCUUCCCAUGGUGAUGCCUGGGGACAAAUUCCUCAGACAAAUGAAGGGAGACCUGGGCAGGAGGAGGGGAGAGGUGUGGGCAGUAGCAUAAAGACCUCCCUGCGUCUUCUGGACCUUUCUGCUGGCUGGAGAGACUUGCUGCAUCCAGCUGGUGGAUUUUCCUUCUUGUGGGGCUGGGAGGGCUCCCUGAGGAAAGAGGGCAGCUGUUCCCAUCCACCUUCAUCUGUUGUGGAUUGGAGCAAGCACAGAUGCGAGCCUGAGCUGUUCAUUGAGCGUUUGAGUCAGCAGGCACAAAGCGAUGCGAGGGGUCACGUGUGCAGAUGUGUGUCACAGGCAUUUUUUGGAUGAGUGAAUGUGCAAAAGCAUCUCAGUAUGCAUUUUUUUUUAUACCUCUAUGUUCAAAGUAUUUUGGGGAAGGCAAAUCCUUUGCUUCCAAGGUGUUCUCCCCUACACACUGCCUCCUCCCACAAAUUUAAUAUAUCUGUCCGAGGCUGUCUCUCAGCCUGAUGCUCUACCAGACCUGAAGCAGGCAGGUGGGAAGCAGAGAGGAAAGCCAAUUUUUUUUUUUUUUUUUUAAAUUUUUUUUUCUGUUUACUCCCUUUUCACCCUGCCCCCAAAAUGCUGCACUGGCUUGCUCCACAGGAGCUGAAGCAUCUUCCCUGCAGCAUGUGCUUUGUUUGGGUCUGGGAUAAGCUGCAGGGGACUAAAUCAGAUGGUGGGAGUAUAUGUUUACAAGUGCAUGGUUUCCUAUGUGCAUGAGUGCUAACAUGCAUGGUUUUGGUAUGCACGUGGCUGUUUGUCACUGGUGUUGGGAGGGGAGGGGUCAAAGUUGGUCUUGGGUGGUGUGCGUAUUUUCAGGAAAUGGUGGCAUCCAUAAGCUGUGAUCUGUCUUGUCAUGGAUGGCAUUUCGGGGAGAGCAUCAGCUCUUCAUAGCAGGGUGUGCCAUGUGGAGCUCUUACAUGCCUCUCUGGAUGCCUUUGCACCCUUGUGGGCUGUGCCUGCUGCAAGGAUUCUGUUUACAUGUGCUGGCUAUUUUCAAUUGCCAUGGGGGAAAUGAGAGGAGAAGGGCAAAGUUCUGAGUCACCAAUGGGUGUUGUGGGGAAAUACAAAGCAUGUUGAGGCACAGGACCCACUGCGAGCUUGUGGUGAAUGGAGCUGUGGGUAGAAUCCCUCUGGGGCCAGAAGACUUUUCUGGGACAAUCAUGCAAUCCACAGCCUGGACUGUGCAGAUUAGGCCAUGCAGAAUAGAGGAGAUGUAGGAUGACAUUCCUUGCAGCUGGUGGGCCAGUGUCCACACAGAGCUGGCCACUGAUGGGUAGCCAAGAUUAGCCUGUUGCUGUAGUAGACUGGUUCAGCUCAUUGAGGAAGCAGAUUGGCAUCUCCACCCUCACCACCCUUCCUUAGCAGAUGGCUUGACAGGGUGCCCAGAGCCCACGCUGUGGUGGGAAGAGGGAGAAAAACAUGAAUGUGCUCUGUUGGCCUUACAGUGGAAAUAUUGGCUCGUCUUCCGAACAAAUAAGUGAGGAUCAUGUGGAGGAGGAGAAUGUUGUCAUAAUGAAGAGUGACCGUGCCAUCAGGCCAGCUGGAACAAGAGGGUUUCCACUGACCUCAACUCACUCCAUCAGGGCUUCAUAUUCCCGUGUCAUCCAUCCCAUUCUCUCCAUUGCGCUCCAUUCCUAUCUCUGUCUCUCUCUCUCUCUUCUAUUUGCUUCUUUAGAGAUGUGAAAAGCAUCAGGAAAGAUAAUUUGGUUCCCUAAGAAGAAUUAAAUUUGAACAGAAAGAUGAAUGUUGUUUUUCUGAUCAAACUGAGUUGGACUUCAUCUUAGUUCCGUCCCCCCAUCUCACGUGCCACAAUGCCUGCUUGGAAGAACUGAGGGAUCCCCUCUUUUCUUGUUGUUUUGUUUUUGUGUUCUUUUUAAUAUAUACGUGUAUGUUGCUGUUUUCCUUUGUGAUGUGUUUCCCAAGAAGAGGAAAGUCCCUUUGAGAACUGAGCAGGAGAAGGCUUGGUGGGUGGAAUGCUCUCCCCUCAAAGAGAAGCUGUGGCUUUGCCGAGCUCAGUCUUGUUGAUGCAGGAGGGAAUUUUGCCAUGGUCACAGAGACAUGGUCACAUGGACACAGAGGCAGGGGGAGACUGUAGAGAAAUCAGGGCUUGGAUGAGAAAGGAGCAGUCACUUUUAGCAAGUUAGAGCAAUAGCUCUGAGACUGCUGCAUGAGAGCUUUCCCCAGGGAUAACCAGAGGAGAGCCCAGUGUAUUGACACAAGGGAUUUGGUAACAGUAAAUUGAAAAGUAAAAAGGGAAGAAGCUAUUCCUCAUUUUCAAUCUAGGAUCUACAUUCAGGCAUUGCCUUGGUGACAACACAAGUCUCAGGUCAGGCGUUCCUGAAGACGAGAGAGGUCAGUCAUUGCAUACGUGCUUUGGGAGCAGCAGAGCACCACAGAAAACAGGCAGAAGCACACGCAUGCUGAGGCUGCACCACCCGAUCUGCAGUGGCAGCAGCCUCUCCCGUCCUACCAGCCCUUCCCACACAUGGGCUUCCGUGGGGAUUUUUAGUGCAUUGCAAGUUGUGUUUUCAUCACUGGGGUAUGGUUUUUCAUCUCAGCAGAUUCAGAUAAGCCUUAACUGCAAUUAUCAGCAUCUCCUAUUCCCAAAGUUCAGCCUGUUCCCUUCCCUCCCCUCUCUUUCACUAUUUGCUCCAUUGUUCCCCUCUUCUCCCUUCUGAGAAGGUCCCACUGGAACAGGCGAGAGCAGCACUGGGGCUCUUCUGCACGACUCUGGCCCUGUCAACCUCCUGGAUGUCUCCAUUUCCUUAUUCUUAGGAAAUCAAAUUUAAAACAGGCUUCUGUUGUGGAUGGAGGAAGGGACUUCACAGCUGAAAUGCAUUUUUUCUUUUUCUUUCUCAAGAAUCAUCCAGUGUUUUGAUUUAAGGCCAAACCAGUUAAUGUUCCUGUUGUUUCUGUAAGCCCUGUGUUUAUUAUCCUUAGGGAGUUGGAGUGCUUGUCAUUAAAAGUCUUCCAUCGCCUCCCUUGAGGGAUGGGGAUAAGCACAAUGACUUCUGCACAGCGAUUUCCCAAGGUGGUGGCUUGCCCUCAGCCAUCCCUGUCUGAGCCAGACAAUGAAGUUUGGAAAGGGAUGAACUGAAAACCAAAUCCCAUUCUGCCCCAGGACUGGUUGUUGCAGCGAAGCCAUGAGCCCACUGUCUUUCUGGGACCAACGUUGUCUGUGGUUCACCAACCUUUCCCCACAGAUGUGUGCUUUUUCUUCCCCAGAACCUUUUCACCUUCAGAUUAAUUGGUGUUAUCUGUAAUUGGUGCAUCCCUAUACUUUGCCCUUCUUUCUGCCCAACUCUGCUCGACUUCCUUUGUGCCCAUGCAUGGCUUUGAAGUGGAAAGCUUCUCUUCCUCCUUCUUCCCAGGUGAAGGAGAGGAUGUGGGCUAAUGCCUCUGUCCCUCCAGAGGAACAAAGGCAGUGAGGAGGUGCAGUAUACCCAGCAAGGGAUUGGAUGGGGUUGUGUCUGCAUGAAGGACAAUACUCAACAGUCUGCUCUCACUGUUGCUUUCUCUGAUCCCUGUGUCUUGCUGAGGUGUUUUCUGUUGUGCAGCCUGUUCUUUGUGCCUCUGUGCUGGAUAAAGGAAGGGGACCUCGUGGCCUCCAGGUAACUUAUGAGUCAGGGUGGGGGCAGGGUCAGUGCAGAACGGGUAUUUGUUCCCCUGGUGCCUCUUGGUGUGUCCUUGUGGGGUGGCAGUGUCUCUUCUUGUCCCGCUGCUCCUGCCAGCACUCCGUGGCUGCUAUGCCUGUGCACUGUGAAGACGUGUCGGGAGUCACUCCUGGUCCUGUUAGCAAACACUGGUGGUGAAGAGGGAAGGGUUGGGGCUCAUGCUGGCCUCACUGACCUCAAGCCUUGGUGAGAAGGGAGAGAAGUACGGUAGAAUGGAUCCCAAAUCCCUCUAUUGCUGCGUUUCCCCUAUCCACCAAAAAAUCUCCUUCUGAUUUCUGAGACAAUGGAUGAAUCUGCUCUUACUGAAAAAGAGGGGGAGCUGGAGAUGUCAGGAGUGGCUCGAAUCCAGCACCAAGGAGAGCUGUUUCUGAUGCUAUAUACCAACAUCUAAAGCAUUGGGGACUACAGAUAAUGGCUUAAAAAGGGAUCUGAAAUGCUCUGAAACUAAGAAUCAAAGCCACUGUUGGUUUUUUUCUUUCCUGUGAGGAUGGUGAUGCAGAAUCGUCCUGGAGGAGGCCCAGCAGCACUGCUGAUGCUGGGUUCCACCUGGACCUGCUGGUGGCAUCAGGACACUGUACUGGCAAAAGAAUGCGUGGACUUGCCAAAAACAAUUUAAAAAAAAAAGAAAAAAAAAAAAAAAAAGAAUCUGCAAAGCUCCUUUCCACUCUGUAAUUUAUAAACAGCAAGUAAUAAUGAACUUUUUGUAAGGAUAAAUCAAAUGUACAUUCUGAAAUCAUUUUCUCUGUAAAUGGUUGGAUUUCAUUUCACCCUUAAAGGGAUGCUUAAAAGGAGGAAAUAAUAAAAAUAAUAAUAAUUAAAAAAAAAUUACAAAGUCUGAAAGGAAACCAA
Centrocercus urophasianus (Greater sage-grouse) is the source of this 6815-nucleotide messenger RNA. RefSeq names its product beta-1,4-mannosyl-glycoprotein 4-beta-N-acetylglucosaminyltransferase (gene MGAT3). Gene Ontology annotation, cellular component: membrane. Gene Ontology annotation, biological process: N-acetylglucosamine metabolic process; protein N-linked glycosylation. Lineage: Eukaryota; Metazoa; Chordata; Aves; Galliformes; Phasianidae. The record is from RefSeq and is a predicted model, not a curated record. Gene Ontology annotation, molecular function: beta-1,4-mannosylglycoprotein 4-beta-N-acetylglucosaminyltransferase activity. The coding region runs from base 599 to 2107 and encodes 502 amino acids. The transcript has 2 exons.